Tilletiopsis washingtonensis is the source of this 1887-nucleotide messenger RNA. Its product is annotated as WD40 repeat-like protein. Gene Ontology annotation, molecular function: protein binding. The record is from RefSeq and is a predicted model, not a curated record. The transcript has 4 exons. Gene Ontology annotation, cellular component: nucleus. Lineage: Eukaryota; Fungi; Basidiomycota; Exobasidiomycetes; Entylomatales. Bases 345 to 1805 code for a protein of 486 amino acids.
CCUCCGCCCGCUGUGCUGCUCCACCCACGCCGCCCGAGCGCCAUUUCCCACCUCUGCACAGCUGCUAGCACCGCACGCCUGGCCCCGUGCGCCCUCCGCGUCUCGCACCCCGGCUUGCCUCGCUCGGCGCGCUCGGCGAGUCCCGACUGGCGACGCAGCGUCGGUGCGCAUCCCGCGCAGCGGCCAGCUCGCUUGCGCUUCGGCACGCCGCAGCGCCGUGGCGUCUCGCUUUGCCCAGCUGCCGUACCUCUUGCGUCGCGCAGGCGUUGCUGAGAGCUCGCCGCUCGACGCUCGUGCUGUGACGCUGCCGCUCCACGGCCGCGCUCGCGUCUGCCGCUGCGGCAAUGUCGCUCUUCGAGUACAAGGCGCCAUGGCCCGUGUAUGCGCUCGCCUGGUCGCCGGCGCCGUACCCGCGCGCCGCGCCCAGCUCGGCCGCGGGCAUCGUCGGCGCACGCCUGGCCAUCGGCAGCUUCGUCGAGGAGACGCACAACGAGGUGCAGGUGCUGGGCGUGCGCGAGGCACACGACGGCAGCGGACCUCAGUUCGAUCUGCUCGCCUCGGCCGCGCACCCGUAUCCGCCGACGAAGCUCUCCUUCCAGCCGGCCAGUCUCUCCUCCUCCUCGCCGCCCUCGACGCCGCGCUACGCGCCCACGUCGCGCGCCGCCAAGCGUGCCUCGUGGCGCGGCUCGGCGGGCGAGGGCGGCGGCGACGAGGGCGGCAGCGGCAGCGACGGCUGGGCCGAUCGUGAGCUGCUGGCGACGACGGCCGACUGUCUGCGCGUGUGGGAGUGCUAUCGCGAGGAGGAUCGCAGCAGUGCAUACGUGGGACGCAGAGAGGGCGCGCCGCUGCCGUUUGGACUGCGGGAAAAGAGCGUGCUGGCACAUUCCAAGUCCUCGUCCUCCCCGCCGGCUCCCCUCACCUCCUUCUCCUGGAACGCGCCGACGCCGUCGCUCAUCGUGACGUCCUCCAUCGACACGACGUGUACGAUCUGGGACCUGCCCACGCGCACCGCGCUGACGCAGCUCAUCGCGCACGACCGCGAAGUGUACGAUGUGGACUGGUGUCCCGGCUCGUCGGACGUCUUUGCCAGCGUGGGCGCCGACGGCUCGGUGCGCGUCUUUGAUCUGCGCAGCCUGGAGCACUCGACGAUCAUCUACGAGACGGGCGCGCCCGCCGGUCCUGGCGGCAACGCCGGCUCGCGUCCGGGCACGAGCGCCUCGCAACGCUCCUCUGCCGCCGUCAUGCCUUCGUCCCUGCUACGCAUCGCCUUCAAUCCCUGGGACGCCAACUACCUCGCCACGUUCGCCGCAGAUGCCUCGGCCAUCUCCAUCCUCGACGUGCGCGCGCCCGGCUCGCCGAUCCUCGAGCUGCGCGGCCACUCGGCGGCCGUGAAUGCCGUGGCGUGGGGCCCGCCGGGACAGGGCGCCAGCAAGGGCAUGAUCUGCACUGCCGGCGACGACGCGCAGUGUCUCGUGUACGACCUGGCCUCCUCGACGCUGCGCUCCGCCUCCGCACAGGGUCGACGCUCGCGCAACGGGGCCGGUCCCUCGCCCGCGCCGUCCUCCGCCAUGUCCACCUACUCUCCCUCGCCGGCGCCCAGCUCCGACGCCCGCGGCGUCGCGGCCGAAACGCCCAUCCUGGCGUACGAGAGCAGCGAGAUGAUCAACAACGUCGCGUGGUGGCGCCCCAACGAGAACCGCAAGAGCAACGGCGAGUGGGACGACUAUGCCAAGGGCGACGCCACGCGCAGCGCCGACUGGCUGGCGCUGACCAGCGGCCGCAACGUGCGGGCCCUGCGGGUGUAGCUACUGCGGCGAGCGGUGCGCUCGCAAGCCAAAUAGAUACCCCUCUUCUUUGACUCUGCGCAGGCUGUGUGCGCGUGUGUGC